Messenger RNA from Ailuropoda melanoleuca (giant panda), 1810 nucleotides. RefSeq names its product ACD shelterin complex subunit and telomerase recruitment factor (gene ACD). Gene Ontology annotation, biological process: telomere capping; protein localization to chromosome, telomeric region; negative regulation of telomere maintenance via telomerase. Bases 343 to 1701 code for a protein of 452 amino acids. Gene Ontology annotation, cellular component: telomerase holoenzyme complex; chromosome, telomeric region; shelterin complex. Gene Ontology annotation, molecular function: telomeric repeat DNA binding. The transcript has 12 exons. The record is from RefSeq and is a predicted model, not a curated record. NCBI's taxonomy places the organism in Eukaryota, Metazoa, Chordata, Mammalia, Carnivora, Ursidae.
ACCACUCCUGGCCGCAGUCUCAAGCCCCAGAUCCCUCCCUCUCCAUCCGAGCCAGCCCUUGGCCCCAUCCUGCCCGGUUGCACGGGAGUCUUAACGAAGACUGCUUGGAGACACCGGGGUAAAACCAAGCAUGUUGGCAUCUAUCCAUUCUACCCAACCAGAGUCUGCACGCAAGUUCCCGACCAACACUGGCUCGUGCGCACGCGCGGGCAUGCGUGUGGGCGGGGCCUCGACCUUAGGUCCCGCCCAGUCACUGUGAGCUUCCUCUUCCGGCGAGAGGCGGGGCCCCCGCGUCCGCGGGAAACCUGGGCUGGUGGUUCUUUGCUGGGAGCAGCUGCGGGAAUGGCAGGCUUGGGGAGCUUGGUCCUGCGUCCUUGGAUUCGAGAACUGGUCCUGGGGUCGGAUGCACUCUCAAGUCCGCAGGCGGGGCAGCUGCUUGAGGUGCUGCAGGAGGCCGAGGCUCCGGGUCCGUCCCGCGCCCCUGACAUGUCUGAUGUCGCAGCCGCGCUGCUCGUGUCUGACGGGACCCACAGUGUCCGGUGCCUAGUGACGCGGGAGGCCCUGAACGCCUCGGACUGGGAGGAGAAGGAGUUCGGCUUCCGAGGGGCAGAAGGCCGGCUGCUGCUGCUGCAGGACUGUGGAGUCCGCGUCCAAGUGGCCGAAGGCGGCGCGCCCGCAGAGUUCUACCUCCAGGUGGACCGCUUCAGCCUGCUUCCCACAGAGCAGACCCGGGAACGGGUGAUUGGUUGCAACCAGGACCCGGAUGUGCAGAAAAAGCUCUUUGACUGUCUGGAGGAGCACCUUUCAGAAUCCAUCUCCCCCAGUGCAGGCCUUUCACUGUCCCAACUUCUGGAUGAGGUGCAGGAGGACCAGGAGCAUCGGGGGGCGCUAGUGCACCUGGCUGAGAGCUGUCUGAUGCUGGCAGGCCCUUGCACAGCACCCCCUCUCACCCGCUGGGCCUCCUCCCGUCCUAGGGCAACGGGAGAAGCUGUGUACACUGUCCCCAGCUCAUGGCUGCACAUCUCUGAGAAUGACCAGCGAAUUCUGAGCUCCCUGGGCCCAGGCCAGAGGGCACAGGGCCCUGAGCUGCCACCACCAGACCCAGCUUUGCAGGACCUAUCGCUGACCCUCAUCUCUCCUUCCUCACCUCCUUCCUCAGGAACCCCAGCUUUAUCCAGCCACAUGUCCUCAGAGGAAAGCGGUGCCAGCAUCAGCCUUCUGCCUGCCCUGUCCUUGGCUGCUGCAGACCCUGUGCAGAAAGGCAGCUCCCAAGCUGUACCAGCUAUCUGUUCAGCCCCUGGCCCCCUGCCCCCCAGCUCCCCACGCCCUAGCUAUGUACGCAGUUCCCCCCUGAGCUGUACCCCAAGUCUCUCAACCCUUGGCCAUGUACCCAGUCCACAUCAGGCCAUUGUGACCAGGGCCCAGAAACCUAGCCUGGAGUUCAAGGAGCUAGGGUUGCCCCCCAAGAACUCGCAGCACGCUCCAAGGACAAAAACCACCACAGGAGCCCUGGAGUCCGGCCCUCUUUGGGACCCUCCAAAGAGGCAUCAUGAUGGUUCUGCCUUCCAAUAUGAGUAUGAGCCACCCUGCACCUCCCUCUGUGCCCAGGUCCGAGCUGUCAGGCUCCCUCCCCAGCUCGUGGCCUGGGCCUUGCACUUUCUGAUGGAACCACAGCCAGAGUCUGAGCUAACCCAGGUGUGAGGGAUCAUGGGGGAGGAUGUAUGCACACAGAUCCAUGCCUGGGAUAGACAGUGCUCCAUACUCUGCUCGUUUGAGUUUUUUAAUAAAAUAAUCUCAUGCGGCAGGAAAA